Morone saxatilis (striped sea-bass) is the source of this 5714-nucleotide messenger RNA. Its product is annotated as membrane-associated guanylate kinase, WW and PDZ domain-containing protein 1-like. Gene Ontology annotation, cellular component: cytoplasm. Gene Ontology annotation, biological process: signal transduction. Gene Ontology annotation, molecular function: protein binding. Lineage: Eukaryota; Metazoa; Chordata; Actinopteri; Moronidae. The record is from RefSeq and is a predicted model, not a curated record.
AUGAUCGAUCAGCCGGGAGACAAUCAGCUGCGGGUUCUGGACCGGACCGGUUCCGGAUCAUGUGAGCGACCGGCGGCAGGUCGGAUCCCCGCCGGAAGUGAAGCGUCAGAGGACGGAGACCGGCAGGUGGUCCAGAACCGCAGGGGGGUCCAGGUUCACCCCCACAGCUAUACUGCUGGAGCCUCUAGUGGACACACGGAGGCUGCUGAUUGGUCCGGACAAGGGGGUUCAGCCGGAGUCCCGCCCACCAACCUGCCUCUCAGCCAAUCAUGGGAGUCAGCGGUGGGGAGUCGGGAGGGAACACAGAACGGAGGAGGAGGAAGAGGAGGAGGGAGAGGAAGAGGAAGAGGAAGAGGAGCAGGAGGAGCAGGAGGUCCGCUGCCUGAAAACUGGGAGCUGGCGUUCAGCGAUUCAGGAGAGCCGUACUACAUUGAUCAUAACUCAAAGACGACCAGCUGGCUGGAUCCUCGAACUCAGAACAAAGAGACGACUUCCUGUACAGAACUCCCAGAGUUCACAGAGCAGCCCGGUCAGCUGAAGGGUUACUCCAUCCACACUCGGCUCUCUAAAGGUCCUCGAGGUUUCGGCUUUAACAUCGUGGGAGGAAGUCGACCCAAAGAGUUCCUGCAGGUGUACAGUGUCACACCUGGAGGCCCGCCAGCACUGAACACAGGUGUCGGACCAGCUGGUGGAGAUCAACGGGGACAGUACAUCAGGGAUGACUCACAGUCAGGCUGUGGAGCAGAUCAGGAGAGGAGGACAUCGAAUCCACCUCGUCCUCAAGAAAGGAAACGGAUACGUACCCGACUACGGCCCUGAGGAAGGAGCUCUCUCCCCCUCCUCCUCUUCGCACACAGAGGAGCAGGAUGUGGAACCAGUAACCAUGACAACCGCCUCCCUCAGCCAGCCGAGGGGAGGAGGAGGUGGUUCAGGAGGAGGAGAAGGAGGAGGAGAGAGGAGGAGGACGAGGAGAGAGGGAGAAACCAAACGAAGAACAGGAGGCGGAGGAGGAGGAGGGUUAGGGACUCCUGAUCUGGACCUGGACAUAGUGGAAGAGGAGGCAAGGAAGGAGGAGUGGAGGAAGGAGGAGGUGGAGGAGAGGAGGAGAAAAAGUCAGACUGUCUGGCCGAAGGAGAAGCGGGACAACCAGAGGGAGCAGGGGAGGAGGAGCAGGAGCUUACCCAGGACCGGUGCUCGAUCCUGGGACACGUCUCUGUCGGUGGACAGGGUGGAGGUGGAGGAGCCCGGAGGGGGAGCGAGGGAGAGGAGGAGGAGUGAGACGAAGGGUAGGAGGAGGGUGACAGAGGAGGAGAGAGAUGACAGCACCACCCGCCAUGCAAAGCAUUCUGGGAGCUCAGCUACACAACAGAGGGCAGUGUUCUCCUUCCUCAUGCCGAUGGACGCUGCCACCGCCGUCGAGCGCCAGCAUCUGUCUGACAGCGAAUCAGCAGCCAGCUACUCCGAGGUAAGCCUAUCAGCAGCCAGCAUCGCCACCGCGGGGUGGAGGGAGGACUCUGAUUGGAGGAGAGCCGAGUCGCCGUGGCAACAGGAGAACGUGCCGGGGCCCUGGCUGAAGCCGAGCCCGCAGAAACUGACGCAGGUUCUGAUUGGCAGUCGGCUGGGUGGGCGGAGACGAGCGGGCGGGCUCUCUCUCUGAUUGGCUCACAGCAAGACAUUCUCUUGUUUUUACUGGCUACCUAUAAGGGCUUUUUUUGAUUGGCCUGCCUGAGAGAAGGCCCCGCCUCUUCUUGCUUCUUAUUGGAUGCCAGCAGACAGCUCUGUUUCUGAUUGGAGGAUGAGAAGCAAGUAGACAAGGACUUUUUUUUGAUUGGCUGGUGGGCGGGUUUUGAGGCCUCUGAUUGGCCAAUGACACAACAGCUGCACACAGAGCCGCCUGAUUAACUCGUUUAUUUUUAUUUUACCCAUCAUCCCUCAGUGCAUCCUGAGACCUGAAUCACAAAAAGACCAUCAGUGUGAUCCUCUUGACUCAGACUGUCUGGUAUCAUGACGCUGGUGUUAGCCGGGGUAGAUCGCCAUGGUAACUGUGAUAGAUCGCCAUGGUAACCGAUGCUAACCUUCAGGUCAACAGCCCAACUACUGACCAAUGAGAUUCAUCCUAAAAGAUCCUGACAGGGACAAAAGUAAUAAAGAGCAAUAGAUCUUGUAUAGGUCAGUGAGAUCUCUCUCAUACGGAAGAAGAUUAGUGCCACAUUAAAAUUAUUUCUGAGAACAAAAACACAUCAAGGGUUUUGGCCCUAAUGCUCUUCCAUACUUUCAUGAUAAUUGUAUCAGAUAAAACAACCACGCAUUAUACAUUAUAGUUUCACAGACUGAAUGAUUAUAGCUUCAUAGUAUUUCAAUUAUUUCAUUACAUUUCUUUUAUGAAGAUGAUUAAUAAUAAUAAUCACUGUCACAUUUUAUUAAAACAAUUAAAUAAAUACAGAGAUUAUUAAUGUGUGUGAUGUUAUAAUAUGCGUUUAAAAAGGGCCCUGUACAGUAUAUUUAUAGCCUAUAAACACAUCAAUGGUCCCAGAACCUUUAAAAAACAAACACAGAUCUCAUUUAUAAUCUCUUUUUGAUCCAUUUUAACAUUUUCAGCGCAGUUUUCUCAGCUUUAAGUUAGCGCCUCCCUCUCUCCGCCUCCCGCUCUCUCCUCAUGCCUAAACCAGCCAACACGAGUCAAUCAGAGGCAGACAUGGGCGGGUCUUGGCAGAAUGCGUUACCCAGGUUUUAAGUGGUGUGUACCUAGACUCACCAGGAGGUGGCAGCAGUACGCAAUAUGAAGUGAGGGUACUGCUGCCCCUUUCAGGCUCUGACUGUAGGUUAAAUAAUAAUUACAGAGCUGGGGGAGAUGAGUAAUAUUCUGAGUGUAACACUUUGUAAGAUUUGUGUAAAUGUUAAUAAUCCAACUGUGACUCCCAGUCCCAAAAACAUUAUUAUUUUUCUAGCCAAUGUAUGACUUUCAUUUAAGAAUAUGAACCUAGAUUUUUGUUUUUACCCACAGAGCUGAGCUUCCAGUGUACGGAGACUCGGAGAGUCCAAAACGGAGGAAAAUAUCGUAGCUGAAGCUCCUCAGUCAGAGUGUAAACUACGUUACACACAGUUAGCAUCCAGCUGUUAAUACACUGUGGACACAUUGUACUCUUAGCAACCGAGCUAAGCUAACGUGACUGUUAGCUUGGACUGCUUAAUUUCUUCUCUUUAAUAACUUUUUCACAACGAAGAACAAAACGUGACAUAAACAGAGAAGCUAGCGAGUUAGCACUUAGCUCGCCAGCUAGCCCUGUGAGUUGUCACCAAACUCAGAACCAAAUAUUUUAUUUGUUGAUACGUGAUUGGCUGUUUGGAACCAGCUUCAUGGUACCAGUAAUCAGGAUCACUGAUUUGGGACUGAUGCAGGUCAUCUUCAUCUUCAUCUUCAUAACUUUAAACUCGUAUGCAAACAUCAGGAGAACCUUCGUCGCCUCCGAGACGCUUCCUGACGUCUGUGAUUCUGUACUCUGAGCAUGUGAAUAUCACUGGAAUGAUUUUUUAUUUUUAUAACCUGUAAAGGCUCAAUGACAUUAUAGUUAUUAUUGUUAUUGUUGUUAUUAUUAUUAUUAGAGAGUAAAUAGAGAUGAUCUGAUUUGCCUGCUUGCUUGUAAAAAAGAAGAAAAAAAACCCUUUGCCCUGAUGAUGUAACAGCCAUACACACACAUACACACACACACAUUCAGGUCCAGCUGUGGUCCUGUUGACUGUCAAUAACAUCGCCACGGCAACUCUGCCGGCCUGUUCCUAUAGCAACAGCCACGGCGGAGCAGAACUCUGCGGCCAACAUGGCCGACGACCCGCAGCUCUGGAUCAUAACAAGUGCCUCGUUUGAUUUCAGCCUUCGUCCUGCAAACUGACGCCGAGGCUGCCGGCGGACCCCGCCACUACACAACCGACCCGCCACUUCCUGUCACACCUCAUCAAACAGCGCCAAGUCCUUCCAUACACCGCCAUGUCCCGUUAACUGUUGUUUUAUUCUGAAAUCCAAAGAAAUUGAGUAAAUAAAUUCAUCAGAUUUUCACAGCUGAGAUGCUCGAACCUGCAGACAUUGGUUGUUUGAAAAAUAACUAAAAUUAUUUCUCAGUUAUCAAAAUAGUUGUAAAUUAAUUGUCUGUUGAUCAGCUAAUUGAUUAAUUGUUGGUCUCUUGCUGUUUUGACAUUUUUUACAUCUGCAGCUCAUUUUCUGCUGGAGCUGAUUCUAAAGAUCAAUAUCAGACCAAUCAGACAUUACUGAAACUAAUUAAUGUUAAUUAACCCUUCCUAAGACCCUCGGCCAACUUCCUCCUCUCCUGUACUUAUAUAUAUGCUAUGUGCUAAGCUAAUCUAUGUUGAAAAGACAACCACAUUUUGAAGUUGGUAAAAGAUAAAGUUAGGGAUAGAGCAAUGGGUUAGGGUUAGGUAACUAACUAACUAACAAUUGAUGUAAAUUGACUAGCUAGUUAUCCACUUUUUUGCAAACAUUAGUUUUCAGAUAGCUAGCUAGCUAUGAUUAAUGUAUACAAGUUAGUUAGUUAACUUAAGAUGUGACUAUAUGUAUUUGUCUCUUAUCUUUGAACCAUUAAAAUGUGGUUGUUUUUUCAACAUAGAUUAGCUUAGCACAUAGCAUAUAUAUAAGUAGAGGAAAGGAGGAAGCUGACUGAGGUUCUGUCUGAGAGAACAAAAUAAAACAACCAAAGAUUGUUUAUGAGGUAAAAGAAGCUUCACUUUGUAAUUCAAAGUGUUCAGAGUGAGACGUCUCACCUAUCUCCUCGUCCUCAUUUUCCUGUCUGUCCGUCUGUCUGUCUGUCCGUCUGUCUGCACUCUCACUACAACUCCCACACACCCUUGCGCUACCCUUUAGCCCCGCCCCCUCAGCCAGCUCUCUCUAUGGGCAUUUGGAUCUUUGUCUUCUAUGCAUUUUCUAAGACUGGUUGCCGGUGAUUGAUUUCUGUGAUCGGUUCUGAUUAGCAGCCGAUUGGAGGAUCACCGGAACCUGGACGAUGGGUCUGAAUAUUCAGGUUCUGGUCCAAAGACGACCAGGAAGCACCGAGGUCUGAACAGGAUCCAACGGUUUCAUCAUCAGGUCUGCUCCCAGACAGCAGGAGGAGCCUAAAGGAGGAGUUUAAAGGAGGAGCAUGUCGAACUGACUGUUGGUUUAAUAAAGAAUAGUUGAAUGUGGUCUCAUCAGCCCCGUAGCUAACUGUUAGCUCACUAACUAGCCGGCAGUGUCAUUUAACAAACAAGCUAACGUUAGAAAAAUGUUAAAAACUUACAUUUAUUCACUUUUUACGAGUGAAAUCUUUUUAUUUCUCUGUGUUAUGAGCUGGACAAGGUUAGCCAAGCUUAGCAUAAAGACUGGAAACAGGUUGCCUGGCUCUGUCCAAAGUUAAAAAAUACCCCUACCAGCACCUAAAGCUAAACUGAGAAACAGGCUGGAACAAUUUCUUGCGCUAGCUGUUUACCCCUGCUUACAGUCUUCAUGCUAAGCUACGCUAACUAUAUCCUGAAUCCAGCUCUUAACACGGACACGAGACUCUGAAAGAAAGAAGAUGAAUAUAUUUCUCAAAGUUUUGAACUAUUCAACCUCUUAAGCCCCGCUCCCUUUCGCUCUGUGAUCCAAUCACAGUUGAGCUAGCCUUGAUUAGAACCUCGGUCAACUUCCUCAUUUCCUGCACUUAGAUAUGCUACAUGCUAGGCUAAUC